GCUACACUGAUUGGUUAAUCUUCGUGUCGGCGUAUAUAUCCCGGCAUUCCCAUGCACCGCUCGCUCCUUUCCUUCGGCCAUCUUCCUUUAGGAGGGUCUUAGCCCUUCAAUAAGUAGCAAUGGCCCCAAGUCGAAAUGGAAUGAUUUUGAACCCUCAUUUCCACAAGGACUGGCAGAAAAGAGUCCGGACUUGGUUCAAUCAACCAGCCAGAAAAAUCCGCAGACGCAAGGCGCGGCAGGCUAAAGCACGCCGCAUUGCUCCACGUCCAGUUGCUGGCCCACUUCGACCAGUUGUUAGGUGUCCCACUGUCAGGUAUCACACUAAAGUACGUGCUGGACGAGGCUUCAGCCUGGAGGAGCUAAAGGCAGCAGGCAUUAACAAGAGAGUUGCACGUACUAUUGGCAUUGCUGUUGAUCACAGACGCCGUAACAAGUCAACUGAAUCUAUUCAGUGUAACGUUCAACGUCUGAAGGAAUAUCGCUCUAAACUGAUAAUCUUCCCAAGAAAGGCUUCAGUUCACAGGAAGGGAGAUUCUUCUGCAGAAGAAAUUAAACUGGCAACACAGUUAACUGGACCAGUUAUGCCAAUCAAAAAUAUAUACAAGAAAGAGAAGGCCCGGGUGAUCUCGGAGGAUGAGAAGAAUUUCAAGGCUUUUGCAAGCCUCCGUAUGGCCCGUGCCAAUGCCCGUUUGUUUGGAAUCCGUGCUAAGAGAGCAAAGGAAGCAGCAGAACAGGAUGUUGAGAAGAAAAAAUCUUCAACUUUGUGUGCUAGUGUUUCAGAGAACAAACACGGAGUCAAGUAAAGAAACAAAGUCUAUAAUAAAAUAAAACAAAGAACUGUUGAUGCUGGAGAUCUAAAUAAACCAAAACAGAAAUUGCUGGAGAAACUCUGCAGGUCUGACAGCAUCUGAGGAGGGAAAACAAAAUUAAAGUUUUGAGUCCAGCGAUCCUUCUUCAGAAUUACAAUCUAUCAAGCCAGAUUCAUUCGGGAUCUGGGUGACUCAAUAAUAACAUAAUCUGGAAUCAUAACAAUAUGAAUGCACUGUUUCAGACUUACACAUUUAAUCUGGUUCCUUUCUUAUUGAUGUUACUGUACACACACAUAAUCGACUGACUGAACACACUGCACUGAUGCCAUUACAAUAAGAGAAUACCUGAAGGCAAGGAGAAUACCUUUAUACUGGAAUGUCAUGUGCUGUGAUUUCAUGUAACUGUCUUAAAGGUACAGGUCUGUCGGGUCUGGAAUCAAUGCCAUGACACAACAUUCAACAACAUUCUCAACACCUUGGAUACGAAAGAGUAAGCAGGUUUCGUAAACAGCCUGUUGAUUGUAGGGCACGCUUCAGCUGUGUGAUGAAAUCUAAGGUCUAUCCGUAUGUUCAGUAACUCAACAAUUACUUUACAUCAGAGAUAAUGGGAACUGCAGAUGCUGGAGAGUCCAAGAUAACAAAGUGUGAGGCUGGAUGAACACCGCAGGCCAAGCAGCAUCUCAGGAGCACAUUCACACCCCAAGAACUGCUGCAUAACAGAACCAAUUUGUACCAGCUACCAGACACAAUGCAGCAGAUCGCCAUGGCUCCUUUAAAAACUCCCAAAAUCAGUGAUGUCUACCAAGUAGGACAGGGAGAGCAGACACAUGGAAACACCAUUACCUGCAAGUUCUCCAAGGUGCACAUGAUCAUGCCGUAGAUGGAUUAUCAUCCUUACGUCGUUGUUGCUGGGUUAAAAUUCUUGAACUCUUAAAUAAAAGCAGUAUGGCAUUC
Molecule: messenger RNA, 1763 nt
Organism: Stegostoma tigrinum
Lineage: Eukaryota; Metazoa; Chordata; Chondrichthyes; Orectolobiformes; Stegostomatidae
Gene: rpl13
Product: ribosomal protein L13
Exons: 7
Coding region: 120-803 (227 amino acids)
Biological process (GO): translation
Cellular component (GO): cytosolic large ribosomal subunit; ribosome
Molecular function (GO): RNA binding; structural constituent of ribosome
Source: RefSeq, a predicted model, not a curated record